GCUGCUCCCCGGCGGAGGCAAGAGGUGGUUGGGGGGGACCAUGGCUGACGUUUUCCCGGCCAACGACUCCACGGCGUCUCAGGACGUGGCCAACCGCUUCGCCCGCAAAGGGGCGCUGAGGCAGAAGAACGUGCACGAGGUGAAGGACCACAAAUUCAUCGCCCGCUUCUUCAAGCAGCCCACCUUCUGCAGCCACUGCACCGACUUCAUCUGGGGGUUUGGGAAACAAGGCUUCCAGUGCCAAGUUUGCUGUUUUGUGGUCCACAAGAGGUGCCAUGAGUUUGUUACAUUUUCUUGUCCUGGUGCGGAUAAGGGGCCUGACACUGACGACCCCAGAAGCAAGCACAAGUUUAAAAUCCACACUUAUGGAAGCCCCACCUUCUGCGAUCACUGUGGGUCACUGCUGUAUGGACUCAUCCACCAGGGGAUGAAAUGUGACACCUGCGAUAUGAAUGUUCACAAGCAGUGUGUAAUAAACGUCCCCAGCCUCUGUGGGAUGGAUCACACGGAGAAGAGGGGACGGAUUUACCUGAAGGCCGAGGUCUCCGAUGAAAAGCUGCACGUCACAGUACGAGAUGCAAAAAACCUAAUCCCUAUGGAUCCAAAUGGGCUUUCAGACCCUUACGUGAAGCUGAAACUUAUCCCCGAUCCCAAGAAUGAAAGCAAACAGAAAACCAAAACCAUCCGCUCCACACUAAACCCCCAGUGGAAUGAGUCCUUCACCUUCAAAUUAAAACCUUCAGACAAAGACCGGCGACUGUCUGUAGAAAUUUGGGACUGGGAUCGAACUACAAGGAAUGAUUUCAUGGGAUCCCUGUCCUUUGGAGUGUCGGAGCUAAUGAAGAUGCCAGCCAGUGGAUGGUACAAGUUGCUUAACCAGGAAGAAGGCGAGUACUACAACGUACCCAUUCCGGAAGGGGACGACGAAGGAAACGCGGAGCUCAGGCAGAAGUUCGAGAAAGCCAAGCUUGGCCCGGCUGGCAACAAAGUCAUCAGCCCUUCAGAAGACCGGAAACAGCCUUCCAACAACCUGGACCGAGUGAAACUCACCGACUUCAAUUUCCUUAUGGUGCUGGGGAAGGGGAGUUUUGGAAAGGUGAUGCUCGCUGACAGGAAGGGGACCGAGGAACUGUAUGCGAUCAAAAUCCUGAAGAAGGACGUGGUGAUUCAGGAUGACGACGUGGAGUGCACCAUGGUGGAGAAGCGGGUGCUGGCCCUGCUGGACAAGCCGCCGUUCCUGACGCAGCUGCACUCCUGCUUCCAGACGGUGGAUCGCCUGUACUUUGUCAUGGAAUACGUCAACGGCGGGGACCUCAUGUACCACAUUCAGCAAGUGGGGAAGUUUAAGGAGCCACAGGCAGUAUUCUAUGCAGCAGAGAUUUCCAUCGGCUUGUUCUUUCUUCAUAAAAGAGGAAUCAUUUAUAGGGAUCUGAAGUUAGAUAAUGUCAUGCUGGAUUCAGAAGGACACAUCAAAAUUGCUGACUUCGGGAUGUGCAAGGAGCACAUGAUGGACGGAGUCACAACCAGGACCUUCUGUGGGACUCCAGACUACAUCGCCCCGGAGAUAAUCGCUUAUCAGCCGUAUGGAAAAUCUGUGGACUGGUGGGCCUAUGGCGUCCUGUUGUAUGAGAUGCUAGCCGGGCAGCCUCCAUUCGACGGCGAGGAUGAGGAUGAGCUGUUUCAGUCUAUCAUGGAGCACAACGUCUCCUACCCAAAGUCCCUGUCCAAGGAGGCCGUGUCCAUCUGCAAAGGACUGAUGACCAAACACCCGGCCAAGCGGCUGGGCUGCGGCCCCGAGGGCGAGAGGGAUGUACGAGAACACGCCUUCUUCCGGAGGAUCGACUGGGAGAAACUGGAGAACCGGGAGAUCCAGCCACCGUUCAAGCCCAAAGUGUGCGGCAAAGGAGCGGAAAACUUCGACAAGUUCUUCACACGAGGGCAACCUGUCCUAACGCCGCCUGAUCAGCUGGUCAUCGCUAACAUAGACCAGUCUGAUUUUGAAGGCUUCUCAUAUGUCAACCCCCAGUUCGUGCACCCCAUCUUACAGAGCGCAGUAUGAAACUCACCAGGAACAACCGAUGCCUCCCCGACCCCAGGCACCCCCACCCCUCAGCAGUGGGAAAUGAUCCUUAACCCUAAAAUUUUAAGGCCACAGCUUUGAGUCUUACUCCACCUGGAGGCCUGAAAAUUGUAGGGUUAUUAGUCCAAGAGUGAUCAACCGUCCAGGGUCUCUCUCUCCCAACCAGGAGCAUCAUCGCAGUGGAGGACGUCGUCAUGUACAGUGCCCACUGUACCUCGACAAAGUCAUGUCUGGCUGUCGGUGACCCUGCCCUUCCUAGAAAAGCAGAUAGACCCUUGCCCCUUUUUUGGUACGAUUUGAUAUGUUUUCAUCUCCUCCAUCUGUGGGUUCUCACCAUCAGGAUCCCCCAACCAGAGAUGUUAGAGUGAACCUGCCCCCAGCCCAGGGAGCAGCAAACAUCUCCACCCCCACCCAUGUCUUUGGAAUGCAAAAUGGGGAGCCCAGAGUGUGAGCCAGGGGGACCAGGGGUGGGGAGGCUUUGAAAUACCCGCCGCUUCUGUUCUCUGCCUCGAUGGGGACAGUCCCUAGAGUCUGAGAGGCCAGAUGGAGUUGAUGGCUGCUCCCCAACGUCGACGCGUCGUAACCUAGCCGGAGUCCCAUGGUUACCAGUUCAAAGGAGAAAGAAGGAAAGGAAGCAAACCUCAGAUGCGUGUCGGGUGACUCUGUCAUCUGGUACCCUACUUGUGAUAACUGUCUUGCUUGAUACUUAACAUUCUUUUUAAGAGGCCAAAUCGUCCAAGGACUUUGCUGAACGAGCAUGUGAAAUCAUUUCCGAUCAAGGACAGACCAGUGUGUAUGUACGUUCAUUUUAAUCUCUGGGAGAUUACCCUUUAUCCAGGGUGCCAUCGUAAUCAUGCCACUACUCACGAGUGUCGUUAGCCAACCCCCCAACAUUGUGCUACCUACAUUGUUUCCCUUCCUGAGACGCUCAAGUGGACGCCCCACCCCCUUUUGUACUUAUUUAUUUGAUAGGCUGCAGUGUCGUUUACGACAGUACGAUGUAUAGUAACGUAAGUGUUGGCUGUCCCAGCAGUCCCGUUGGUGGCGUCUCCUCCUUUCUCAAGCCCUGGACGUCCACUGGAUGCAAAACAACACGGUUUGGGCUCCCAUUCCCAGUUCUUGUCGAAUAAUCCCCGUGGAGCUGUAGAAUCAGGAAACUGGAUGCAUAUCAACUCAAAGCUAUUUUAUUGCUAGAAGGAUUUUAAUAUGUUUUGCAAAUGCAUCAUGCAAUGAAUUUUGCAUGUUUAUAAUAAACCUUAAUAACAGGU
Tupaia belangeri chinensis (Chinese tree shrew) is the source of this 3348-nucleotide messenger RNA. It is a transcript of the gene PRKCA, whose product is annotated as protein kinase C alpha. The record is from RefSeq and is a predicted model, not a curated record. Gene Ontology annotation, biological process: protein phosphorylation. Gene Ontology annotation, molecular function: diacylglycerol-dependent serine/threonine kinase activity; ATP binding; zinc ion binding. The transcript has 17 exons. Lineage: Eukaryota; Metazoa; Chordata; Mammalia; Scandentia; Tupaiidae. Bases 41 to 2059 code for a protein of 672 amino acids.